AUGCACCGAGGACGCUUCUACUAUGGCCGAUUGGUUAGACACAUUUCAAGUGGACCGGUUGUGGCUCUAAAAGUGAUCGGCGAUGCGAGAGCUGUCCUUGGAUCGAGUAAACUCUUCCCGUUGGCUCAUGAAAAAGAUUUAACUCUACGACAGCGUUUUUCUAUUUCGGACGUCAGAAAUGUUGCCCAUAAUUCGGAUCCGGAAAACGCGCAAAAAGAACUCGAAAUGGUUGAGCCGCUGGAAGAAAUGAAAGAUUUCUCCCAAGUUGAACAUUCGCUGCGAGAAUUGUAUCGACGA
Molecule: messenger RNA, 297 nt
Organism: Mesorhabditis belari
Lineage: Eukaryota; Metazoa; Nematoda; Chromadorea; Rhabditida; Rhabditidae
Source: the annotation of a GenBank genome assembly